Coregonus sp. 'balchen' is the source of this 29370-nucleotide messenger RNA. NCBI's taxonomy places the organism in Eukaryota, Metazoa, Chordata, Actinopteri, Salmoniformes, Salmonidae. The record is from the annotation of a GenBank genome assembly.
AUGGGGGGCUCCUCCUCUAAGAAGAGUGUGUUUGGGGGAAGAAAGAAGAAACGGGUCUCAGUGUUGACCUGGAGUGAACUGAAGGGGCCGCUAUCCAGUAAGAAACAGAAGAGAAGCAUCAUUAUUCCUACUCUGGACAAACUGUCAGUGGAGAACCUGAAGAGGGAGGUCCUUACUCCCAAGAAGAGGUUUUCAUUGGCCGGGAAGAGGAAGGAGUCGCUGUCAUUGGGUAACUCUAGGAAGGAGUCUGUGUCACUGAAGAGUCUCUCUAUGGGGAAGAGGAAGAAAGAGUUGAAGAAAGGAGAACUGAAGAUAUUCUCUCUGGAUAACAUCAAGAAGGAAUCACCUUCACCACCACCACCACCCAAAACUAUAUUCUCUCUGGUUAACAUCAAGAAGGAACCACCACCAGCACCAUCCAAAAAUAUAUUAUCUUUGGUUAACAUCAAGAAGGAACCACCACCAGCACCACCCAAAAAGAAAUUCUCUCUGGUUAACAUCAAGAAGGAACCACCACCAGCACCACCCAAAAAUAUAUUAUCUUUGGUUAACAUCAAGAAGGAACCACCACCAGCACCACCCAAAAAUACAUUCUCUCUGGUUAACAUCAAGAAGAAAUCGCCUCCCAAAGAGAGAUUAUCCCUUGCAAAUGUUAACCCCUUACUUUAAACCUGACCUAUGCCCUGGACAGAGACAGACAGACGGACGGACGGACAGACAGACAGGCAGUCAGACAGACAGACAAGUAGACAUACAGAGUCAGAUGGCCAGGGAGUCAGAGAGAGAGACAGAUGGCCAGGGAGUCAGAGAGAGAGACAGGUGGCCAGGGAGUCAGAGAGAGAGACAGAUGGCCAGGGAGUCAGAGAGAGAGACAGAUGGCCAGGGAGUCAGAGAGAGAGACAGAUGGACAGACAGUCAGAAGUGUUGUAGGUUCUCUUUAAUAAAAGCUGUUUCAACCAUUUCUGAACAUUAAACUGAUUGUCAGGUCACAGAAACAACCAGAACACAGUCUCCAAUACAGACCGCUCUCUGGUAAAUAUUCUAUUCAUUCAUCCUCUAUACAGCUAAACCACUGGCUCUGCCACCAGCUUGAAAUAACACUUAUUCAUGUUACCAUACUAGAACUUACUGAUGACUUUACAUGUAUAAAAUAAUGUAUAUGUUAGGGGUCAAGGAAGGGUAAAAAUGAACUUGGUGGUGUGGAAAAUCCCUGAGUGAAAGUUACUGUGAGAGAAAAGGGGAACGGUGUAUAUGACCAGGUCUGUUGAGUAAGGGGAACAGAGUAUAUGACCAGGUCUGUUGAGUAAGGGGAACGGAGUAUAUGACCAGGUCUGUUGAGUAAGGGGAACAGAGUAUAUGAUCAGGUCUGUUGAGUAAGGGGAACAGAGUAUAUGACCAGGUCUGUUGAGUAAGGGGAACAGAGUAUAUGAUCAGGUCUGUUGAGUAAGGGGAACAGAGUAUAUGACCAGGUCUGUUGAGUAAGGGGAACAGAGGGUCACUGAUAAACAUCAUGGAGAAGUCACUGGACAAAGAGGAACUCCUAGCAGACUGCUCGACCACGAAGACAACAAUGCAACAUUUAGGCAGUAUCGGGCAACAGAUAGCAGUUCUGAGACGUUACACCCCUAAUCUCAUCUUGACAUAUAAAUGGCUGUCUGAUCAUGUGCAAAAUGUGAAUAAACUUGGUUUAAGCUUUUUCUAGUCGACGUUUGAGUUUUUACACUGUUUGUUCAGAACCUAACAAUACAUUUAAUAACAGUAAAUGUCUUUACAAAUCCCCCCCCCCCCCUUCUUAAAACUCACCUAACAUGUUGUGCACACCUCUCCAACUCCUACACACACACACACACCUCUCCAACUCCUACACACACACACACACACACCUCUCCAACUCCUACACACACACACACCUCUCCAACUCCUACACACACACACACACCUCUCCAACUCCUCCCCCUCUCUGUAUACACUCAGUGUAGACUAUUCCCGUAAGAUAAAAAAUGAUCUUUCAUAAAUUAAACAUCAAAUAAAAAAUUAAAAGUCAUCUAUAUAUAUAUAUAGUUGUGAUGGUAAUGAUGGGUUUUCUACUCAGCUGACUUGCUAGUGAAAUGAACACAAUGAACAGGAGGUUAGGUAGACAACAUGUCAACACAUCUCUGAGGACAAUGUCAAAGUUGUUUCAAACAGAAAUGUCAGUGCGGUAACUAUAGUUAUUGGUCAUGUUUCUGCACGAUGCAGUAUCGUCAGUCAUACAAACACAACAUUUUACAUGAAUACAACUAAAAAUCACAUCUAUACAACAAAAACAUUUUAGCAUGAUUCAGAAAUUCCCCAAAAAGAAAUCACAAAGUGCGUUUGUCAGCUCUCUGUGGACGUCAUCAUGUCCUCCGUUCCCUUCAGAAUGAGAGGAGCUCCCUUAGUCUUCUCCUCCAGCUCCGCAUCACGAUUCUCAGACGGCUGUAGAGAUGGAGAGGGGUGGAGAGGGAGGAGGAUGGAGGGAUGGAGGGGGAGGAGGGAUGGAGGGAUGGAGAGGGAGGAGGAGGGACGGAUGGAGGGAUGAGGGAUGGAGGGGGAUGGAGGUGAUGGGAGGGAGGGCGGGAUGGAGAGGGAUGGAGAGAUGGAGGGAGAUGGAGGGGAUGGAGGGAGAUGGGGAUGGAGGUGAUGAGGGAUGGAGGGGAUGAGAGGUGAGGUGGAGCGUGGAUGGAGGAGGGUGGAGGGGAGAUAGGGAUGGAGGAGAUGGAGGGAGAUGGGAUGGAUGGAGGGAUAGGGUGUUGGAGGAGAUGAGAGGGAUGGAGAGGGAUGGAGGGGAUUAGGUGGAGGACAAGACAAGAAGAGAGGGAAUAAAAGGAGCCAGAAGGGAGUUAGUAUGUUCCAUCCUGCGUGUCAAUCUUAUGACCAAGUACAAGCAAUAAAGAUGGGAUCACAACACAUCCGAGAUAUCCAUCCCUGCUUCUCUCUCUAUGACAAGCCCAAGCAAUAAGAUGGAUCACAACAACAAUCCACCUAUCAUCCCUGCUUCUCUCUCUUAUGACAAGUACAUCAAUAAGAGGAUCACAACACAUCCAGAUAUCAUCCCUGCCUUCUCUCUCUAUGAACAAGUCACAGCAAUAAGAUGGAUCACAACAACUAGCCAGAUAUCAUCCCUGCUUCUCUCUCUAUGACAAGCACAGCAAUAAGAUGGAUCACAACACAUCCAGAUAUCAUCCCUGCUUCUCUCUCUAUGACAAGCACAGCAAUAAGAUGGAUCACAACACAUCCAGAUAUCAUCCCUGCUUCUCUCUCUAUGACAAGCACAGCAAUAAGAUGGAUCACAACACAUCCAGAUAUCAUCCCUCUUCUCUCUCUAUACAAGCACAGCCUAGAUGGAUCACAACACAUCCAGAUAUCAUCCCUGCUUCUCUCUCUAUGACAAGCACAGCAAUAAGAUGGAUCACAACACAUCCAGAUAUCAUCCCUGCUUCUCUCUCUAUGACAAGCACAGCAAUGAGAUGGAUCACAACACAUCCAGAUAUCAUCCCUGCUUCUCUCUCUAUGACAAGCACAGCAAUAAGAUGGAUCACAACACAUCCAGAUAUCAUCCCUGCUUCUCUCUCUAUGACAAGCACAGCAAUAAGCUGGAUCACAACACAUCUCAGAUAUUCAUCCUGCUUCUUCUCUCUAUGACACGCACAGCAAUAAGAUGGAUCCACAAACACCUCCAGAUCUCAUCCCUGCUUCUCUCUCUAUGACAAGCCACAGCAAUAAGACGGAUUCCACAACACAUCCCAGAUAUCAUCCCUGCUUCUCUCUCUAUGACACGCACAGGCAAUAAGAUGGAUCACAACCCCUCCAGAUAUCCUCCCUGCAUUCUCUUCUCUUAUGAACAAGCACAGCAUAAGAUGGAUCACAAAACACAUCCAGAUUCAUAUCCCUGCCUCUCUCUCUCUAUGACAAGCACAGCAAUAAGAUGGAUCACAUCACAUGAGCAAGGCACUUUAACCCUAAUUGCUCCUGGAAGUGUCUGCUAAAUGACUAAAAAAUGAUUUGUUUCUCCUCUGUCACGUUAUGUAGUGUCUGGACCUCCCAGUGUUGUAUAUCCGCACGAUGCUGCCAGGCAUAACCAAGCGAUCAGGCAGACAGACACAGAUUGAGCAUGUAUUCAUUUUUAUGGCUUUAUUUUCAGAGAUUGUGUCGUACAAAAAUAAAACAAAAGAACAGUAACAUCUUUUUUAAAUGAAAGAGAGAAAAACGGUUUCUCUGUUAAAUUGAGUAUUAUUAUAUGUUUUUACAAUAUGGGGAAAAAAUAUGUUUUCAUAUGUGCUUAUGAAAAUAAUGCAUAUUAACAGGCAUAUUUAUUAUUUAAAAAAUCUAAAUAUUUAGAAUAUUCAUAACCAACAUUUCCCUUUUAGAGUUUCUCAGGUAUAAAAAAUGUCCCUUUUCAGAAAUGAUUUCAGCCAGUAAUGGUGAGAGUUGGGGUGCGUCCCAACAAUCUCUCUUUUCUCCUGAAGGGUGCACUCGUUCACUACAUUCCACAGAUCUAACAGCAUUGGAUUGGUGGAGGCAUGGGCUGGAGGGAGAUUCCACCAUAUUUCCAAUACCAGUCAUUUCCUUUCAAAUCAGUGAAGGGAAGUGAAGGAGUGCACACUUUGGGAGGAAAGAGAGACAAUUGGGACGUAACCCAGGAGAGCAGAAAAGGACGACUUGCUUUCACUUGGACCACUGGGGGCACUAUUGUAUAUCACACAUUUCUGUCUGUCUGUCUGUCUGUCUGUCUGUGUGUGUGUGUGUGUGUGUGUGUGUGUGUGUGUAUGUGUGUGUGUGUGUGUGUGCGCAAAAAUGACAGUCUGUGUCAUGGGUGGGGUAGGGUAAGUACGAGGGGAACAUAUUUCACUGUCACACCACAGAGUUAGUGUAGAAUAGCGUGCGACACUGAAAUGUUUCCCCCUCCCUCCUGUAUUGUGCCGUUUGUUGGUUCUCCAUUAGUGACAUCACUGACAGGAUGUGUAAAUGUUUAAAUGUUUGUGUGGGGGUUCUGUAAACACACACACUCCUGUGCCUCCACGCAGAGAGCAACAACACAGCUAUGAGUCAGCCGUGUCUGUGUGUGUGUAUGUAUCCGCGUGCGUGCAUGCGUUUUAAUGUAUCUGUGCGUGUGAUAAUGUGUGUGUGUGUGUGUGUGUGUACAUGCCAAAGCUACAGGUCACAGGAAGCAUGACAAAUAGUCAGACAUGUUUGAACCACUUUAACAUCUGGUUGACAUACCACCAGGCUGUCCAGGGGUGGCAGACAACCUUCCAACAACGUUAUAGAGACAUUGUCACUAUACAGAAAUGCUGUAUGGAAGGUCACUACGGGUGGCAGACAACCUUCCAACAACGUUAUAGAAACAUUGUCACUAUACAGAAAUUCUGUAUGGAAAGUCACAACGGGUGGCAGACAACCUUCCAACAACGUUAUAGAAACAUUGUCACUAUACAGAAAUUCUGUAUGGAAAGUCACAACGGGUGGCAGACAACCUUCCAACAACAUUAUAGAAACAUUGUCACUAUACAGAAAUUCUGUAUGGAAAGGCACUACGGGUGGCAGACAACCUUCCAACAACGUUAUAGAGACAUUGUCACUAUACAGAAAUUCUGUAUGGAAAGUCACUACGGGUGGCAGACAACCUUCCAACAACGUUAUAGAAACAUUGUCACUAUGCAUUAUCAGAGCCCAGUAUGGACCCAACUGAAGACCAAAACAUUCACUGCAGGGGCUGACCUUAUUCAACCGGACUCAUUCAAGUCUCUCUCUAGACACACAUACUGAGACUUCUGCAUUCUAGGCUGCCCAGAACCAUGGUAACAGAGUAUACAUCAGCCCCGUCACUCUCAAUCCACUCACAACAUUAUGUUUGAUCUUUUUAUAUUUUUACAGAUAGCAUGUAGGCUACCUCUCCUCUUGUUUUUGAUACCAUGCAGUAACUUUUCCAAACAGUACAGCUACUGUUCAUUUCCAAACAAUAAUAAUCGACAUUAUUAACUAUUCAUAUUGUUCUAUAUUGGUAAGAACGGAGACUGAUGGGGCUGGUACAUUUACAGUAUGCAAUAAGCUGGCGCAACAUACAGUAUUAUAACAAUGAGCAUUCUCCUACAAACACUAAAACAUGGCACAUUCUCUGAUAGUCUGUUUGCUUGUAGGCGGUUGUUGUCAAGGCCUGGUGUUGUAGGGGUAUUUUGUUACGUUGUAGUUAUUGUAGGUGUUGUGGUGGUAUUUUGUUACGCUGUAGUAGUCACUGUAGUGGUAUUUUGUCCAUUGUAGUAGAGACUGUUAGCUAGUUGUCUGAGUGGUCAUGGUGAUGAACGUUGCUAUACACCUGUCAGUGUUGACAUUUUUACGGUGUAACUGCUUGUUACGUCGUCGUUGUACGUCUGUCACCUAUAUGCGUCUACUGUCCUCGUCUGUGUCCGAGUGGUCGCCGUGGGGACUUUUAUGAUUGUUGUCGUCGCUGUGGUUGUCAUGGUGAUUGUUGCCGUUACUCUCGGAGAGUACCUCUUGCUCCAGGGUGUUGCAGCGCAUGCCGGACAGCGUGUGGUUGUGGCCGGCAACGUCGCGGCGACACAGGCAGCAGAGGAUCCUCUUGAAGGUCUGUAACAUGUCCGUGUCUCUGAAGCUGUAGAUGAUGGGGUUGACCAGGGAGUUGCACUCAGCCAGGACCAGACAGUACUUCUCAUAACGCAGCACCUGGCACGAAACACAGCCCAGACCAUCCAACAUCAACAACACCAGGCCUGGGGUCCAGCAGAUCACAAAACAACCUGGAGGAGAGGAGGGGGAGGAGGAGAGAAGAGACAAUUGUAAAAAUUCAGCUGGUCAGUGAAUACUGUACACACACAGAGUCAGUAUCCACUGUCAGUGUGUGGCUUGGGGUUGGUCGGACAGAUCUGAUUUCAUUAUGAUAAUAUUCAAUUACACGAUUUCACGCCUCAGGAAUUCAUACUGUACACAGACACACGCUCACACAUACACACACAGGCGUGCUCACACUCACAUAUGUACUGUGAGAGAGAGAAUGCGAGGUUGAAAUGGAGGAGUGUUUUUGUGUCGUGGUGGUUUAACUAUGCUGUUCCCUGUCAGGACAUGCACAGAGAUUCCUCGCUCACACACACACAUUGUUUUACUAUCCUUGUGGGGACCAAACAAUUGAUUCCCAUUCAAAAUCCUAUUUUCCCUAAACCUAAUUCUAACCCUAAUCGUAACCCUAAACCUAACCCUGAAAAAGGCUUUUCCUUGUGAGGACCGGUUUAAUGUCCCCACUUGUCCAAACGUUCCUCGUUUUACGGUCAUGUGAGGACUUCAGGUACCUAGUAAAACCCAACACACGCAGCCACUCUCACUCACGCUUGCCUUGACAUGCCAGAAAGAGAGAGAAAGAGAGAGAGAAAGAGAGAUUCAGUGACUGUGUAUGAGCCUAUAUGUGAGAAAUAGAGAUGUCAAAUUCCUUCUUUUGAGGAAUUUAAUCAAGAAGUAAAAAAUGCUGGAGCAGAAGCUUGGGAGAGAGAGAGAGAGAGAACAGGAAAGAGGAGAAGGAAGGAGGGAUGUGGGGGGGAAGUAGAGUGUCUGGUUAAACCCGUUAGGACAAGCCAGAGGUGCCUGCAUUUAUAUAUAUAUAUAUAUAUAUAUAUGAGAGAGAGAGAGAGAGAAAGAGAAAGAGAGAGUGUGUGUGUGUGUGCACCCAUACCUGCUCGUGUGUGUGUCUGCAUGUAUGUGUGAACCCCCCCCGUCCCUCCUCACCCAGUAUCAUAGACACAGUCUUCAUCAGGUUGAACACAGUCUCCUUGUGUCGUAUCUGGCUGGUGUGCUGAGACAUCCUCUGGCUCUUGUGUCUGACGUACACAAAGAUCCUGGUGUAGGCGGCCACCAUGAGAGAGAAGGUGAACAGGUUGAGAACAGCCCAGAACACCAGGUAGGAGCGGCUGUACAUGGGGGCCAUGGUGGAGCAGUUGGCCAGGUUGCACAGGCAGUGCCAGCCCAUGGUGGGAACCAGGCCCAUGAAGAUGGCUAGUCCCCAGAUAAAGGCGAUAAGCAGCACCACGCGGCGGUUGGUCAUCUUACUGUGGAGCUGAGAUAAUAUAUACUUUAUUAGUCCAUGCCAGAUGGAAAUGAGUCUAUGGCUUUUCUCCCAACCGCUCUGAUAUACUAUAAACACACACACCCUGCAUGGUGAAGAUGGUCUGGUGGCGCUCCAAGGCGAUGGCCAGUAGGUUUAAUACCGAUGCUGUCAGACUGGUGUCGAUCAGGGUCUGGAGGGAGGAUUAAUUCAUCUAUAUAUUUGAAGGGUUUAACGUAUUGAUUGAGAUAGGACAGUUGAGAGGAAACAGGAAAGGUAGGAGAGAUAGUGAGAUAGGACAGUUGAGAGGAAACAGGAAAGGUAGGAGAGAUAGUGAGAUAGGACAGUUGAGAGGAAACAGAAGGUAGGAGAGAUAUGAGUAGGACAGUUGAGAGGAAACAGAAGGUAGGAAUAGUGAGAUAGGACAGUUGAGAGGAAACAGGAAAGGUAGGAGAGAUAGUGAGAUAGGACAGCUGAGAGGAAACAGGAAAGGUAGGAGAGAUAGUGAGAUAGGACAGUUGAGAGGAAACAGGAAAGGUAGGAGAGAUAGUGAGAUAGGACAGCUGAGAGGAAACAGGAAAGGUAGGAGAGAUAGUGAGAUAGGACAGCUGAGAGGAAACAGGAAAGGUAGGAGAGAUAGUGAGAUAGGACAGCUGAGAGGAAACAGGAAAGGUAGGAGAGAUAGUGAGAUAGGACAGUUGAGAGGAAACAGGAAAGAUAGGAGAGAUAGUGAGAUAGGACAGUUGAGAGGAAACAGGAAAGGUAGGAGAGAUAGUGAGUCAGAAAGCCAGUGAGUGGAUUUUAACCCAUGUCAUCUCUGGUCACACAGGCCACAAGGAUUCUGUUUUCAUUUAAAGUAUGUGGAACGUUUGCUCAUAAUAGCUUAGUAGGAAUAUUCACACAAACCUCUUACUAUACAGUACUUUGACAGGAAAACUAUAUUUUCCCAGUUUGAAAGAAACCAAUGUGGAUUCAUCGAUUCAUGGGCCCCAGCAAGCAUCAACUCCGGGACGGAACAGGAUCAGAAAUCGGCCCUGGCUUUUCUGACACACCAGCCCAUUUUUAGGGUUAGGGUGUGUGUUGAACUCUUCCCUACCUGGCGUACAAACCACUGGUUCAGGGUCAGCUUGAUGGUCCAGGGCCCAGUGUGGAACAUCAGGUGCAGGUAGGCGAUACCUGAGAACAGGUCUGCUGCCGCCAGGUUGCCUAGGGGACAGUAGACAAGGAAAUGAGUAGGGUUGCUAAGGGGGGUAAAUAUUACUUGUAACUUUCUAAAUGUACCAGUUAACUCCUGGAAUUUCUCUUUACUUUCAAGGAUUUUAGGGAAUUUUCACAGAUAAAAAAAUAUGACAGGAAUACGACUAAAUUUUUUGAAAAGUAUAAUUUACCAAAGAUCCUGUAGAUUUCCAAAAUGACCAACAUUUCAGAAAAUUCUGGUAGCUUUGGUAAAUGAGUGGGAGCAGCUGCUAAUUGACAGACACACACGCCCUACCUAGCAGAUAGUAGAUGGGGAAGUGGAAUCGUCGGUUGAUGAAGAUGGCCACCAUGACCAGGAUGUUGGCCAGGAUGACGAUGACAGACACGGCCAUGCCCAGGCUCACCACCAGGUAGUCCCGAGGACGCCAGUGGUCGCUGAUGUUCUUGUCGCUUUGGUCGUAGAAGAACUUCACCGAGCGGUUGCUGUAGCACGUGUCCAUCUUGACCAAUCAGAGGGGGUGGAGCGUAGAGUGGGCGGGAGUUGUGGAGUGAGUGGGACCCAAUCAGAUUGCCCGGACGGAUGAGUGGUGGCGAGGUUCGAGUGGAUGGGACUCGCCCUAUUGGUGGGUUGGGGGUGGACUCGCCAUGAGGGGUGGGGGGGAAUGGACGGCGUCCAGUUUGAUUGAUGUCUAUCUCCUCCAAUCGUGUGUGGGCUGAGACGUUGUCCCUUCUCUUUGGUCUGUGGGGGAAAAGAGAAGUAGAAUAUUUAACAACAUAGUUGAUCAAAAGACACACACACACUCUAUUUUAAUCAUGACUAGCGUCAGGAGUUUUUUCUUUAGAGCCUUCAACUAGGGUCUAGAGUGUUUCCUGGUCCUGGGCCUAACUAUGAUGAAACAUCCUCCCUGUAACAAUCAUCCCUACGGCAGUGAUGACUGUAAACCAGGCCGCCUGGUGUGGUUUAGAUAACAACAACAUUCCUUCUACCUCAGUUUAUCAUCUCUGUAGUCUUUACUGAACCAGGUGAGCUAUUACCUAUGAAGUGAUGUCUUGAUUCUAGCAGGUUAGUGGACUGAGAAGAUAUUCUGAUUUACAGUACCGUAACUAGCCUCCCUCCCUCCCCCCUCCCUCGCUCCCUCCCCCCUCGUCUCUCUUCUCUAACAAAAGAAACAGAGCAGCUUUCUAGAGCAGAGACACACCUCACAAUUACACAAUCCAGCAAUGUAACCUAAUCUCAAUCCAAACACGCGCACACACACACACACACACACGGCCUUGGUGCCCCACUCUACGACUGCGAGACCGAGGGAAACAGAAAGGGAGGAAGAGAUGGAAAGAAGAAGAGUGGAAAAGAGAGAGGGAAGAUUAAAUGUAUACAGGAGAGAAAUGGAAGAGACUGAAAUGGAAAGAAAACAUGAAGGGCUGAAAACCAGGAUAUGGGGGAGAGAGAGAGAGAGACAGAGACAGAGACAGAGACAGAGACAGAGACAGAGACAGAGACAGAGAGGUGUUAAAUAGCUGAGUUGGAGUCAGAAACAGAGGAAUGCAGAGGGAGUGUUUGUGGUGUGUGUGUGUGUGUGUACUAAGAGAAGUUUCCCUUUUUGACAGCUAAACAGAAUGGAAGUACAGCUCUCCCUCGCUUAACCACCAGAUAUCUAAAUCACCAUCCCUAACUAACCUUUUUUUUUUUUUUUUCACCUUUAUUUAACCAGGUAAGCCAGUUGAGAACAAGUUUUCAUUUACAACUGCGACCUGGCCAGGAUAAAGCAAAGCAGUGCGAUAAAAACAACAACAACACAGAGUUACAUAUGGGGUAAAACAAAACGUACAGUCAAAAAUACAACAGAAAUCUAUAUACAGUGUGUGCAAAUGUAGUAAGUUAUGGAGGUAAGGCAAUAAAUAGGCAAUAGUGCAAAAUAAUUACAAUUAGUAUUAACACUGGAAUGAUAGAUGUGCAAGAGAUGAUGUGCAAAUAGAGAUAAUGGGGUGCAAAUUAGCAAAAUAAAUAACAAUAUAGGGAUGAGGUAUUUGGGUGGAUGGGCUGUGUACAGGUGCAGUGAUCGGUAAAGUGCUCUGACAACUGAUGCUUAAAGUUAGUGAGGGAGAUAAGUGUCUCCAGCUUCAGAGAUUUUUGCAGUUCGUACCAGUCAUUGGCAGCAGAGAACUGGAAGGAAUGGCGGCCAAAGGAGGUGUUGGCUUUGGGGAUGACCAGUGAGAUAUACCUGCUGGAGCGCAUACUACGGGUGGGUGUUGCUGUGGUGACCAAUGAGCUAAGAUAAGGCGGGGAUUUGCAUAGCAGUGAUUUAUAGAUGGCCUGGAGCCAGUGGGUUUGGCAACGAAUAAGUAGUGAGGACCAGCCAACAAGAGUGUACAGGUCACAGUGGUGGGUAGUAUAUGGGGCUUUGGUGACAAAACGGAUGGCACUGUGAUAGACUACAUCCAAUUUGCUGAGUAGAGUGUUGGAGGCUAUUUUGUAAAUGACAUCGCCGAAGUCAAGGAUCGGUAGGAUAGUCAGUUUUACGAGGGCAUGUUUGGCAGCAUGAGUGAAGGAGGCUUUGUUGCGAAAUAGGAAGCCAAUUCUAGAUUUAACUUUGGAUUGGAGAUUCUUAAUGUGAGUCUGGAAGUUGAGUUUACAGUCUAACCAGACACCUAGAUAUUUGUAGUUGUCCACAUACUCUAGGUCAGACCCGUCGAGAGUAGUGAUUCUAGUCGGGUGGGCGGGUGCCAGCAGCGUUCGAUUGAAGAGCAUGCAUUUAGUUUUACUAGUGUUUAAGAGCAGUUGGAGGCUACUGAAGGAGUGUUGUAUGGCAUUGAAGCUCGUUUGGAGGUUUGUUAACACAGUGUCCCAUGAAGGGCCAGAUGUAUACAAAAUGGUGUCGUCUGCGUAGAGGUGGAUCUGAGAGUCACCAGCAGCAAGAGCGACAUCAUUGAUAUACACAGAGAAAAGAGUCGGCCCAAGAAUUUAACCCUGUGGCACCCCCAUAGAGACUGCCAUAGGUCCAGACAACAGGCCCUCCGAUUUGACACAUUGAACUCUAUCUGAGAAGUAGUUGGUGAACCAGGCGAGGCAGUCAUUUGAGAAACCAAGGCUAUUUAGUCUGCCAAUAAGAAUGCGGUGGUUGACAGAGUCGAAAGCCUUGGCCAGGUCGAUGAAGACGGCUGCACAGUACUGUCUAUUAUCGAUCGCGGUUAUAAUAUCGUUUAGGACCUUGAGCGUGGCUGAGGUGCACCCAUGACCAGCUCGGAAACCGGAUUGCAUAGCAGAGAAGGUACGGUGGGAUUCGAAAUGGUCGGUGAUCUGUUUGUUAACUUGGCUUUCAAACACUUUCGAAAGGCAGGGCAGGAUGGAUAUAGGUCUGUAACAGUUUGGAUCUAGAGUGUCACCCCCUUUGAAGAGGGGGAUGACCGCGGCAGUGUUCCAAUUUCUGGGGAUCUCAGACGUUACGAAAGAGAGGUUGAACAGGCUAGUAAUAGGGGUUGCGACAAUUUCGGCGGCUAGAUUUAGAAAGAAAGGGUCCAGAUUGUCUAACCCAGAUGAUUUGUAGGGGUCCAGAUUUUGCAGCUCUUUCAGAACAUCAGCUGUCUGAAUUUGUGUGAAGGAGAAGCGGGGGGGGCAUGGGCAAGUUGCAGCGGAGGGUGCAGAGCUGGUGGCCGGGGUAGUGGUAGCCAGGUGGAAAGCAUGGCCAGCCGUAGCAAAAUGCUUGUUGAAAUUCUCGAUUAUUGUAGAUUUAUCGGUGGUGAUAGUGUUUCCUAGCCUCAGUGCAGUGGGCAGCUGGGAGGAGGUGCUCUUAUUCUCCAUGGACUUUAGUGUCCCAAAACAUUUUGGAGUUAGUGCUACAGGAUGCACAUUUCUGUUUGAAAAAGUUAGCCUUUGCUUUCCUAACUGCUUGUGUAUAUUGGUUCCUAACUUCCCUGAAAAGUUGCAUAUCGCGGGGGCUAUUUGAUGCUAAUGCAGUACGCCACAGGAUGAUUAUGGGGUGGUCAAGGGCAGUCAAGUCUGAGGAGAACCAGGGGCUAUAUCUGUUCUUAGUUCUGUAUUUUUUGAAUGGGGCAUGUUUAUUUAAGAUUGAGAGGAAAGCACUUUUAAAAGAACAACCAGGCAUCCUCUACUGACGGAAUGAGAUCUAUAGCCAUCCAGGAUACCUGGGCCAGGUCAAUUAGGAAGGCCUGCUCGCUAAAGUGUUUUAGGGAGCGUUUGACAGUGAUGAGGGGUGGUCGUUUGACCGCGGACCCGUUACGGACGCAGGCAAUAAGGCAGUGAUCGCUGAGAUCCUGGUUGAAGACAGCAGAGGUGUAUUUAGAGGGUAAGUUAGUCAGGAUGAUAUCUAUGACGGUACCCAUGUUUACGGAUUUAGGGUUGUACCUGGUAGGUUCGUUGAUAAUUUGUGUGAGAUUGAGGGCAUCUAGUUUGAAUUGUAGGAUGGCCGGGGUGUUAAGCAUAUCCCAAUUUAGGUCACCAAGCAGUACGAACUCUGAGGAUAAAUGGGGGGCAAUCAAUUCACAUAUGGUGUCCAGGGCACAGCUGGGGGCUGAGGGGGGUCUGUAGCAAGCGGCAACAGUGAGAGACUUAUUUCUGGAAAGGUGGAUUUUUAGAAGUAGAAGCUCAAAGUGUUUGGGCACAGACCUGGAUAGUAUGAUAGCCUGCAUAGCUCUAUCUCUACAGUAGAUUGUAACUCCGCCCCCUUUGGCAGUUCUAUCUAGACGGAAAAUGUUGUAGUUGGGGAUGGACAUUUCAGAAUUUUUGGUGGCCUUCUUAAGCCAGGAAUCAGACACCGCUAGAACAUCAGGGUUGGCGGAGUGUGCUAACACAGUGAAUAACUCAAACUUAGGAAGUAGGCUUCUGAUGUUAACAUGCAGAAAACCAAGGCUUUUACGGUUACAGAAGUCAACACAUGAUAGCUCCUGGGGAGUAGGAGUGAUACUGGGAGGCCCCAGCCAAAAUCAAACACAUGACCCUGGCAUUGCAAGCACCAUGCUCUACCAACUGACCCAUACAUGACUACUACCAUAACCCUGAUCUGACUGUCUAACUGACCCAUACAUGACUACUACCAUAACCCUGAUCUGACUGUCUAACUGACCCAUACAUGGACUACUACCAUAACCCUGAUCUGACUGUCUAACUGACCCAUACAUGGACUACUACCAUAACCCUGAUCUGACUGUCUAACUGACCCAUACAUGGACUACUACCAUAACCCUGAUCUGACUGUCUAACUGACCCAUACAUGGACUACUACCAUAACCCUGAUCUGACUGUCUAACUGACCCAUACAUGGACUACUACCAUAACCCUGAUCUGACUGUCUAACUGACCCAUACAUGGACUACUACCAUAACCCUGAUCUGACUGUCUAACUGACCCAUACAUGACUACUACCAUAACCCUGAUCCGACAGCCUAACUGACCCAUUCAUGACUACUACCAUAACCCUGAUGUUACUCUCUAACACUUAAAGCAGAAUAAACAGCUGUUGGACUACUACAUGCUUAUCAGUUCAGACAAUCUGUUUGUGUCACUGUGCGUCCCGCAACGAGCAUGGAGAAAAGAAAGCCAGGGAAUUAUCUGAGGAGGUCAGACACAAGAUUGUAGCCAAGCAUGGACAAUCUCAAGGCUACAAGUCCAUCUCCAGAGACCUUGACGUUCCUGUUUCCACUUCCUGUUUCCACCGUACGUAAUGUUAUCAAGAGGUAUAAGGCCCACACCACUGUAGCUAACCUCCCUGGACAUGGCCGCAAGAGAAAACUUCAUGGAAGAUUGCAGCGACGGAUUGUUCGAAUGGCGGAGAAAGCACCUCGAUCAACUGCCACAGAGAUUCAAGCUGACCUUCAAACACACAAGGUACGACAGCUUCAACUCGCACCGUCCGUCGCCAACUCAAUGAAAGGGGGAUCUAUGGUAGGAGACCCAGUAUGACCCCACUGCUGAGAGAGACAUAAGAACUGGCCAAAACACACCUGAACAUGCCAACAUCAUUCUGGGAGAAUGUCCUGUGGACAGAUGAGACCAAGUUAGAGCUUUUUGGUAAAGCACACUAUCUCUAUGUUUAAAGAAAACAAAAUGAAGCCUUAGUCAAACGUGGAGGAGGUUCAGUGAUGCUUUGCUGCCUCUGGCACUUGGUGCCUUGAACGUGUGCAUCAUGACAUCAGGAGAAUACCAAGGCAUUUUGGAACGCAAUGUCGGACCCAGUGUCAGAAAGCUGGGUCUCUGUCGAAGGUCAUGGGUCUUCCAGCAGGACAAUGACCCCCAAAACACACUCCAAAAAGUUGGACUGGUCUCAUGUGGCCCGCAAUGAGUCCCGAUCUAAAAUCUCAUUGAACAUUUUGUGGAGAGAUCUGAAAACAGCAGUUGGGAGAAGGCACCAAGAGGAGUGGGCCAAACUGCCAGUACAGAAGUGCAGGAAGCUAAGCGAUGGCUAUAGGAAGCGUUUGAUUGCAGUUAUUUUGACCAAAGGCUGUGCUACCAGAUAUUAAGUCUGGGGUGUCAAUCAUUUAGUCAAUGCCAUUUCCGUUUAUUUUCUGAUUUAAAUAGAUAUAUUAAGUUCUGAAUCAAAAACAAAAGGUUUAGUAAUAUUAACAGUGAAAUAAAGAAUUGUGGAGACCAAACACUUUGGUCAAUUUCAACUUAUUUUUAGGGAACAUUUUGAGUUACUUGAAAAAAAGUGCAAGGGUGCUAAUAUCUUUGGCCACGACUGUACACUGAGGGAAAAACCUGACUGAACAGGGGGUUUCUAUGUGGCGAUGGAGUCAGAGUUGUGGGUGGCUGGUAGAAGUCCCUCCCGGCACACAGUGAACACGUUUUACAUGCAAACAGUGUUCCAGAUAGUAGCUCAUAUUCCUCUUAAGGUCUUAUUCUGGAGAAGCUGUUUACACGCAGCUUUGAUAUCCCGCUCAUGAGUAUCACUGUAUCCAUGAAUAAACAGAAUAUUCCUCGUUUAAGUAUAUUUGGGUUAAAUGGAAUAGUAACUGAAAUAUGGACACUGACUGUAGGUCUACAACCUCUCACAUGUAGCGUAAUAUAAUAUUAACUCCUGCAGAAUUAUGCAUUUCUUGCAGUUAACUUUUACAAAUGUUAAUUUUGUCUCGGGAACAGGAGUGGAGAAUUGUUUCUUUUUCUUUCAACAUCUCUUGAGAAAAUGCGAAUGUAAUGUGUUAUCUUUGACACUUAUGAAAGCAGACAGUAUUCCAACCACUAAAUAUGCACCCAAGACCAACUGAAGUUUUAUCAGAAACAUGUUAUCGUUUUCUCAGCUUUUACACAGAAAGCGGCACAGGUCCUAAUCCAGGCACUUGUCAUCUCCCGUCUGGAUUACUGCAACUCGCUGUUGGCUGGGCUCCCUGCCUAUGCCAUUAAACCCCUACAAUUUAUCCAGAACGCUGCAGCCUGUCUGGUGUUCGACCUACCCAAGUUCUCUCAUGUCACCCCGCUCCUCCGCACACUCCACUGGCUUCCAGUUGAGGCUCGUAUCUACUACAAGACCAUGGUGCUUGCCUACGGAGCUGUGAGGGGAAUGGCACCUCCUUACCUUCAGGCUCUGAUCAGACCCUACACCCAAACGAGGGCACUACGUUCAUCCACCUCUGGCCUGCUAGCUCCCCUACCUCUAUGGAAGCACAGUUCCCGCUCAGCCCAGUCAAAGCUAUUUGCUGCUCUGGCACCCCAAUGGUGGAACAAGCUCCCCCACGCCAGUGGAGUCACUGACCACCUUCCGGAGACACUUGAAACCCUACCUCUUUAAGGAAUACCUGGAAUAGUAUAAAGUAAUCCUUCUACCCCCUUACCCCACCCCCACCUCUAAAAUAAAAUAAAAAAGUGGUUGUCCCACUCGCUAUCAUAAGUUCAAUGCACCAAUUUGUAAGUCGCUCUGAAUAAGAGUGUCUGCUAAAUGAUGUAAAUGUACAUUUCCUUAAAACCUGUCAAACUGAUGAAUUUUGACAUUUUGCACAGGACCAAUCUUUCCACUGUUUUGGACUUUUUCUCCUCGGUCCCUAAACGAAACAGACAACUUUCCCAGUGUUAACUAGAUUACUAAUGCCUUCAUUCUAUUGAUGUAAGACCUUAUUCUGGUGAGCACUCCUUUAUUUAGUCGUCUGGGGCAACAAGUUAUGACAGAAGAGAAGCUGCAUGUAUCUAACUAUAGUUGACAAACACAAUGGCCUACCAAAUGAGGGAAAUUAUAAGCAGAAACUGGUCUAAAUUAGGGGUGAAAGUAGCCAGUAGUAAAUUAAUUAUAGUAGGCUAAAUUAUUAUGGAAUUAUUAUGGUGGAUGGAACUGUGCCGGUUAACCUACUUUUUGAAGUGAUUUGUUUGAAAACGUCACCCAACACCAAUGACAUUGACAUGUGGCAGACAACAAAAAAACAACAGUAAACGGGAUAAGAUGUUUACAUACCACAGUAUCCGGUCUUAGAUCACCAUGUCCCAGGCAUCUUAUCUGAGUUUCUCAUAACCUGGGAUACAAGCCUUUUCGGGUUAUUGUAAAAUGGGAUAUGCUGUUUAUAUGCGUCAACUCAAAAACAGAAUACUUCAGUAUCCUGAAUAAUAACGGGAUAUUGGUGUGCAUGUUAACGUCGUCACUGUACAGUUGAAGUCGGAGGUUUACAUACACCUAGGUUGGAGUCAUUAAAACUUGUUUUUCCAACAAUUGUUUACAGACAGAUUAUUUCACUUAUAAUUCACUGUAUCACAAUUCCAGUGGGUCAGACGUUUACAUACACUAAGUUGACGGUGCCUUUAAACAGCUUGGAAAAUUCCAGAAAAUGAUGUCAUGGCUUUAGAAGCUUAUGAUAGGCUAAUUGACAUCAUUUGGUGGUCCUCUGUAGCUCAAUUGGUAGAGCAUGGCGCUUAUAACGCCAGGGUAGUGGGUUCGAUCCCCGGGACCACCCAUACGUAAAAAUGCAUGCGCACAUGACUGUAAGUCGCUUUGGAUAAAAGCGUCUGCUAAAUGGCAUAUUAUUAUUAUUAAUUGGAGGUGUACCUGUGGAUGUAUUUCAAGGCCUACCUUCAAACUCAAUGCCUCUUUGCUUGAUAUCAUGGGAAAAUCAAAAGAAAUCAGCCAAGACCUCAGAAAAAAAAUUGUAGACCUCCACAAGUCUGGUUCAUCCUUGGGAGCAUUUUCCAAACGCCUGAAGGUACCACGUUCAUCUGUACAAACAAUAGUAUGCAAGUAUAAACACCAUGGGACCACGCAGCCAUCAUACCGCUCAGGAAGGAGACGCGUUCUGUCUCCUAGAGAUGAACGUACUUUGGUGCGAAAAGUGCAAAUCAAUCCCAGAACAACAGCAAAGGACCUUGUGAAGAUGCUGGAGGAAACAGGUACAAAUGUAUCUAUAUCCACAGUAAAACAAGUCCUAUAUCGACAUAACCUGAAAGGCCGCUCAGCAAGGAAGAAGCCACUGCUCCAAAACCGCCAUAAAAAAAAGCCAGACUACGGUUUGCAACUGCACAUGGGGACAAAGAUCGUACUUUUUGGAGAAAUGUCCUCUGUUCUGAUGAAACAAAAAUAGAACUGUUUGGCCAUAAUGACCAUUGUUAUGUUUGGAGGAAAAAGGGGAUAGCUUGCAAGCCGAAGAACACCAUCCCAACCGUGAAGCACAGGGUGGCAGCAUCAUGCUGUGGGGGUGCUUUGCUGCAGGAGGGACUGGUGCACUUCACAAAAUAGAUGGCAUCAUGAGGAAGGAAAAUUAUGUGGAUAUAUUGAAGCAACAUCUCAAGACAUCAGUCAGGAAGUUAAAGCUUGGUCGCAAAUGGGUCUUCCAAAUGGACAAUGACCCCAAGCAUACUUCCAAAGUUGUGGCAAAAUGGCUUAAGGACAACAAAGUAAAGGUAUUGGAGUGGCCAUCACAAAUCCCUGACCUCAAUCCUAUAGAAAAUGUGUGGGCAGAACUGAAAAAGCAUGUGCGAGCAAGGAGGCCUACAAACCUGACUCAGUUACACCAGCUCUGUCAGGAGGAAUGGGCCAAAAUUCACCCAACUUAUUAUGGAAAGCAUGUGGAAGGCUACCCGAAACGUUUGACCCAAGUUAAACAAUUUAAAGGCAAUGCUACCAAAUACUAAUUGAGUGUAUGUAAACUUCUGACCCACUGGGAAUGUGAUGAAAGAAAUAAAAGCUGAAAUAAAUAAUUAUCUCUACUAUUAUUCUGACAUUUCACAUUCUUAAAAUAAAGUGGUGAUCCUAACUGACCUAAGACAGGGAAUUUUUACCAGGAUUAAAUGUCAGGAAUUGUGAAAAACUGAGUUUAAAUGUAUUUGGCUAAGGUGUAUGUAAACUUCCGACUUCAACUGUAUAUAAGCUUCAUUUACUCCAAUGUUUGUAAACAAUAAUUGUAAACAAACCCUGUAAGCUUCAAAACCUGGUUAAAACGACAAUUUUGAUAUCAGUCCUUGCAUCAUAGCUUCAUCUAUCUAGCUACCUGGUAGAAGUACAUCAUAGCUCCAUCUAUCUAGCUACCUGGCUGAAGUACAUCAUAGCUCUAUCUAUCUAGCUACCUGGCUGAAGUACAUCAUAGCUCCAUUUAUCUAGCUACCAGGUAGAAGUACAUCAUAGCUCCAUCUAUCUAGCUACCUGGUAGAAGUACAUUAUAGCUCCAUCUAUCUAGCUACCUGGUAGAAGUACAUCAUAGCUCCAUCUAUCUAGCUACCUGGUAGAAGUACAUCAUAGCUCCAUCUAUCUAGCUACCUGGUAGAAGUACAUCAUAGCUCCAUCUAUCUAGCUACCUGGUAGAAGUACACCAUAGCUCCAUCUAUCUAGCUACGUGGUAGAAGUACCCCCCAGGACACAGUGUGUACACAGUUCAAAUUAAACAUGGAUGUAUAUAUACACAGUGGGGUCCGAACAUAGACACCCUUGAUUAAGAUGAAAUAAAUCAUUAAAAUACUGAGCUAUGGGUAAAUUAUAUUAUUUUCUACUAAUACAAUUGCUUAACAAUUUUGUUUAACAAGUAAUACUUAUUUUCUAAAAAAGGUAGGGGUCAAAAUGGACACCCCUAAAGAUUCUUAUAAAGUAGUCAAAAGUUCAGUAUUUGGUCCCAUAUUCCUAGUACGUAAUCACUACUUCAAGCUUGUGACUCUACAAACUUGUUGGAUGCAUUUGCAGUUCGUUUUGGUUGUGUUUCAUAUUAUUUUGAGCCCAAUAAAGAUGAAUGGUAAAUAAUGUAGUGUGUCAUUUUGGAGUCACUUUUAUUGUAAAUAAGAAUAGAAUAUGUAACUAAAAACAUUAUAUUUUAGGAGGGGGUGAUGAGGGGAUGCGCUGUGGAAUUAUUUAAGAUACUCUAUGAAGAGGUAGGUUUUCGAAAGAGUGACAGGGACUCUGCUGUCCUAGCUUCAGAGGGAAGCUGGUUCCAGCAUUGGGGUGCCAGGACAGAGAAGAGCUUGGACUGGGCUGAGCGGGAGCUGCCCUCCCGUAGGGGAGGGAGGGCCAAAAGACCAGAGGUGGCAGAACAGAGUUCUUGGGUUGGGGUGUAGGGUUUGAGCAGAGCCUGAAGGUAGGGAGGGGCAGUUCCUCUUGCUGCUCCGUCGGCAAGCACCAUGGCCUUUUACCAUCCCACAUCAACUUCUACAUUAAUGUGGACGCUACCAUGAUUACCCAUAAUCCUGAAUGAAUCGGGAAUAAUGAUGAGUGAGAAAGUUAGAGGGUCAGAAAUCAAUCAUACCCUCAAGACAUGCUAACCUCUCACCAUUACCAAUAACAGGGGAUCCCCAAGACAUGCUAACCUCUCACCAUUACCAAUAACAGGGGAUCCCCAAGACAUGCUAAUCUCUCACCAUUACCAAUAACAGGGGAUCCCCAAGACAUGCUAACCUCUCACCAUUACCAAUAACAGGGGAUCCCCAAGACAUGCUAACCUCUCACCAUUACCAAUAACAGGGGAUCCCCAAGACAUGCUAACCUCUCACCAUUACCAAUAACAGGGGAUCCCCAAGACAUGCUAACCUCUCACCAAUACCAAUAACAGGGGAUCCCCAAGACAUGCUAAGCUCUCACCAAUUACCAAUAACAGGGGAUCCCCAAGACAUGCUAACAUAUCACCAUUACCAAUAACAGGGGAUCCCCAAGACAUGCUAACAUGCUAACAAUCACCAUUACCAAUAACAGGGGAUCCCCAAGACAUGCUAACAUAUCACCAUUACCAAUAACAGGGGAUCCCCAAGACAUGCUAACAUGCUAACCUUCACCAUUACAUACAGUGGGAUCCCAGACAUGCUAACCUAUCACCAUUACAAUAACAGGGGACUCCCCAACGACAGAUGCUAACCAUCUCACCAUUACCAAUAACAGGGGAUCCCCAAGACAUGCUAACAUGCUAACCUCUCACCGUUACUAAUGACAGGGGACAUGCUAACAUAUCACCAUUACUAAUGACAGGGGACAUGCUAACAUAUCACCAUUACUAAUGACAGGGGACAUGCUAACCUCUCACCAUUACUAAUGACAGGGGACAUGCUAACAUUUCACCAUUCCUAAUGACAGGGCACAUGCUAACCUAUCACCGUUACUAAUGACAGGGGACAUGCUAACCUAUCACCAUACUAAUGACAGGGGACAUGCUAACCUCUCACCGUUUACUAAUGACAGGGGACUGCUAACCUCUCACCGUUACUAAUGACAGGGGACAUGCUAACCUCUCACCGUUACUAAUGACAGGGGACAUGCUAACCUCUCACCGUUACUAAUGACAAGGGGAACAUGCUAACCUCUCACCUUACUAAUGACAGGGGACCGGCUAAACUAUCACCAUUCCUAAUGACAGGGGACAUGCUAACAUAUCACCAUUACUAAUGACAGGGGACAUGCUAACAUAUCACCAUUACUAAUGACAGGGGACAUGCUAACCUCUCACCAUUCCUAAUGACAGGGGACAUGCUAACCUCUCACCGUUACUAAUGACAGGGGACAUGCUAACCUCUCACCGUUACUAAUGACAGGGGACAUGCUAACCUCUCACCAUUACUAAUGACAGGGGACAUGCUAACCUCUCACCGUUACUAAUGACAGGGGACAUGCUAACCUCUCACCAUUACUAAUGACAGGGGACAUGCUAACCUCUCACCGUUACGUGGAAAACACGAGGCAGUCAAUAGUGUGCAUACGUAAAAAUGUAUGACUGUAAGUCACAUGACUAAGCCGCUUUGGAUAAAAGCGUCUGCUAAAAUGGCAUAUUAUAUUAAUAGCUGCCCCCGCGGUGACCACGACAGGCAUCUGGACAACAUGUUGCUGAGGGACGAUCACACCCUUGAAAGACAUACAGUCCCUUCAGAAAGUAUUCAUACCCCUGACUUAUUCCACAUUUUGUUGUGUUACAGCCUGAAUUCAAAAUGUAUUAAAUUGAUGUUUUUUCCUCACCCAUCUACAUACAAUACCCCAUAAAGACAAAGUGAAAACAUGUUUUUAGAAAUGUUUGCACAUUUAUUGGGGGGGGGGGGGGGGGAUUAGUAUUGACAACAAAUUUCAAAAAACAUAAUUCCACUUUGACAUUAUGGAGAAGUGUGUGUAGGCCAGUGAGAACAAAUUCAGGCUGUAACACAACAAAAUGUGGAAAAAGUCAAGGGAUGUAGCUCAGUUGGUAGAGCAUGGUGUUUGCAACGCCAGGGUUGUGGGUUCGAUUCCCAUGGGGGACCAGUAUUAAAAAAUAAAAAAUAAUGUAUGCACUCACUAACUGUAAGUCGCUCUGGAUAAGUGUCUGCUAAAUGACUAAAAUGUAAAAAAAAUGUUGAAUACUUUCUGAAGGCACUGUACAUACCAAACAUAGGUACUAGUAAAGAGACUCCUAGUCUUCACCCAGUAUCUCAGAUUGUCACUGGUCAUAGUAAAGGGACUCCUAGUCUUCAGCCAGUAUCUCAGAUUGUCACUGGUCAUAGUAAAGGGACUCCUAGUCUUCAGCCAGUAUCUCAGAUUGUCACUGGUCAUUUCACCUCCCUUACAUGUUUUUAAUGUGUUCCCAUUCUGACUCUUCGUGCAUUAGGCUAAAGGCCUAGUGGAAUGUAUGUACAGGAAAUGUUUUAGUUGUAAAAGCCAAUUAUUGUUAUUAGAUGCCUUAUUCUUAACAUAUUUUGUAAUUCCAGACCAAGAUCCCUGAGAUGAAUAUUGUAUAUAAUGUCAUGGUUAUGAUAGCAUGACUUUCUGUUGCAUAUUGGGAGGUUACCUUAUUCUUCCAAUAGUUAUUGUUUUACUAAUAUUACAUUUCUAGUCCAUGUCCCUGCUUUGCAAGGCGUUGGAAAACCUCCCUGGUCUUUGUGGUUGAAUCUGUGUUUGAAAUUCACUGCUCGACUGAGGGACCUUACAGAUAAUUGUAUGUGUGGGGUACAGAGAUCAGGUAGUCAGUCAACAAUCAUGUUUAAACACUAUAAUUGCACACAGAGUGAGUCCAUGCAACUUAUUAUGUGACUUGUGUUGGAAACUGACUAAUUGACUUGAGGAUGUUUUAAUAUUUGUAUAACCAUUUAACAAAAGGGGGCCUGUCUCUGAGACAGAAUGUUUCCAUAAGGGUGAGAUGGGAGGCAUGUGUUAGAGCUAAUAGACUGUAAACUACUGGCCUGUAACACCGUCUUAUAGCUUCACUGUUUUAUAUCAGUAUGUUCUCUCUAUAUGUUAUAGCUUCACUGUUUUAUAUCAGUAUGUUCUCUCUAUAUGUUAUAGCUUCACUGUGUUAUAUCAGUAUGUUCUCUCUAUAUGUUAUAGCUUCACUGUUUUAUAUCACUAUGUUCUCUCUAUAUGUUAUAGCUUCACUGUUUUAUAUCAGUAUGGUCUCUCUAUAUGUUGUUAUCUCAUUAUAUUAUCUCUAUAUGUUUUGCGUCAUCAUAUCCACUUGAGUGUCAAGCUGGGACAAUAACACAUCACUUUACAAACAAGAUAAUGGUCCUUAUUAUUCUCAGACAGCUCUUUGUGUAUGAGAAGGAUGGGUAACAAUGGACUGCGGCAGGCUGCUAGAAUGUAUACUCCCUAGUCUCAAGGCUUCUCCUGACUGGUAAGAAGACAGGGAGAUGCGUGGAGGAGAACCAAAGGUUCUGGACUCAAGCUGGGACAAUAACACCACCUGUCAAGCAACAGAGAUGAAUUGUUCCUCCUUGACUCAGGAGGGGAAGGGCUUGUCUGUGAAGAGGGUACAAACAGAGGUCAUAAAUAUAUGUGCGUGUAUAAUGAUACUUUGUCUUUGCAGCAGUAUAACCCAGUGGGGUUUAAUAAAUCUAGCCUGAGCUUUCUUCGGAGUCCGAUUGGAAUUUGUACCAGAAUCUUAGAACCUAACACUUUUUUUUACUCCAGAACUUAUUUAGGCUUGCCAUAACAAAGGGGUUGAAUACUUAUUGACUCAAGACAGUUCAGCUUUUCAUAUUAAAUGAAUUUGUCCAAAUGUCUAAAACAUAAUUCCACUUUGACAUUAUGGGGUAUUGUGUGUAGGCCAGUGACACAAAAUCUCAAUGUAAUUUUAAAUUCAGGCUGUAACACAACAAAAUGUGGAAAAAGUCCAAGGGUGUGAACACUUUCUGAAGGCACUGUAUGUGUUUAAUAUACUAUCCAGAUAAUAAAGUGUCUGAUCACAAAACAUUCCAUAGAAUUGUAGAAAAAUACCACCUUUCACUAAAACAGCUGUAACUCAUUCACAGUAAAAGGUAUUACCAUUCUGAUUUCAGAUGAUCAAUCCUUACAAAAUAAGAAAGAGAAACAUUUAGAGCAUAUUGAGUCUAUCUUCAUUAGGAAGUGUUAAUGGCAGUUGUUUGGGGGGGGGGGAAAGCACACAAGAUACACAUUUGAUUGAUUACUAUUUGAUUGAUGCGGUGCUAUUGUAUGUCAUAUCAUUUGAAAGGGCUGUUUCUCAGCUUUCAAAAUAUGUAUCAUGCUUUCAUAUAUGGUUCGAAACCAGCAAAGUAUGCUCAUUAACGUACGCAGAGGUCAUGGUCUCAGAAAAUUCAGGAAUUCCAAAAGCUCCUACCGAUGAUGCAACAAUGCCAACAUGGCGAUUUCCACUUCCAGUUAGCUGGUGUUCUAAAGCCUAGUGUUUCCCCUUGAACUGAGAGUGAGAAACAGAGAGCUGUCUGUUAAACGGGCCAUUCUGUAGCUCACCUAACCACUCUCUGUGUGUGUGUGUUUCUGUAACUAUGUGUGUGUACAGCAGACUGUUCCGUUGCCCUACAAACUGUAGAAGGCUAACAAGCCAAGUGAGUCAGUUGUGAGAAGCUAUGGCCUAAGACCAAAUUCCUAAAAAUGUGGAGUCAGUUGUUGUUCUUCUAUGUAGACCAUGUUGUUUUGUCCAGACUGUGGGAUCAUGUUAAAGAGUGUGAUAUCACCAGAACAGGCUCAGUGGUUGUCAUGAUCCAGGGGUAAUCCAUGUUAUUACAUGUGUAGGUUGGUGAUUGGAGGGGGAGAGGGGGUACUAGAGUGUGUGUGUGUGUGUGUGUGUGUGUGUGUGUGUGUGGCAGAGAGAAGGGAAGAGAGGAGAUGACAUUACAUGAUUUCUCUGUACUCAAAGAGGAAGAGAGAUGUUCACAAAACGUCUAUCUUUAAUUCUGAAAAGUCUAAACCGUUGGGGGGGGGAGAAACACAUUGAAUAACACAUUCAUAAACGGCAAAAAAGACAGCCCAAAACGUAUCAUAAGAAACAAGGUUUUGAAGUGUUUGUCCUGUAUCUAGGAGAUAUAAGCUCAGGAAAUCUUUUUCUUUUUUUUUCUUUUUUUUUUUACACAUAUGAAACUAAUUUUUUGAGUAGGCACAAAACUACCUUCAUCUUCCUGUCUUUUUUUUUUUACCGGUACCGGCUACCUUCAGACGAGUCCCAUGACACUUAUGGAGGUCGUAGAGCAAAGCGGAGAACACCAUUGUGUUCGUGAGAGUCGUCUUUCCAUAUAAUAUAGUUUGUAGGUGAAACCGUUCAGAUGCUACCAACAUUUUAGUGAGAAGACCGGUUUUCGGUAUGUCUCAUCGUCUGACAAACACCUACUGUAGCUCGGCCACCUUCCACCACAGAAGCAGAAGGGGCGACAUCGGUGGAUGCGGUGGAUUGAGACACAUCCAAUGCAACAAACAGAUCUCUCUUAAACAGACAGAUUCUGAUGGGGAUGACCGGUGCAUCAAUCGACUCUAGGGGGUUAAACAGAUUCUGACAGGUGUGUGUGUGUGUAAGAGAGAGGAAGUGUGUGUGACAGAUUCUGACAGGUGUGUGUGUGUUGUGUGUGUGUUUAAGAGAGAGGAAGUGUGUGUGACCGAUUCUGACAGGUGUGUGUGUGUGUGUGUGUGUUAGUAAGAGAAAGGAAGUGGGUGUGACCGAUUCUGACAGGUGUGUGUGUGUGUGUGUGUGUAGUAAGAGAAAGGAAGUGGGUGUUGACGAUUGAAGGGGUUGGGGGUUAGUAAGAGAAAGGAAGUGGGUGUCUCGUAACAGAACUCUAAACACUGAGCUGUCUGAUUUAGACUUCCUGUUAUACCAACGUGUGUGCGUGUGUGUGUGUGUGUGUACUGAGAAGAAUCAGUAAACACUAGUUGGAAUGCAAACGGGUCAUUACAGAUGGAGACACACCCUUUGCGGUCCUCGUCCCUUCUCCUCGCUCUCCUUUCUUCCCCCUCUGUGUUUCUUAAAGGAGAAGUCCUUUUUACAACCAAAUCUAAAAACAAAUAUGUCAAAUGGUAUGUUCUAGAAGUGUCCACCUGUAUUACGCCGUAUUCCCUGUUGUGUGACUAGAGCAGUCUCCUCUAUCCAGCUGUUCCAUCCUCCGUGUAGCCUGCUGCUACAGGUAAACAAAGGAAACACCAACAUAAAGUGUCUUAAUAGGGCGUUGGGCCCACCAAAAACCACAACAGCUUCACUGCGCCUUGGCAUAGAUUCUACAAGUGUCUAGAACUUCCUGUAUUGGAGGCAACCCAUGCUUUAGUUUCAAUAUACAGUUGAAGUCGGAGGCUUACAUACGCUUAGGUUGGAGUCAUUAAAACCCAGUUUUUAACCACUCCACAAAUUUCUUGUAUAGUUUUGGCAAGUCGGUUAGGACAUCUACUUUGUGCAUGACAAGUAAUUUUUCCAACAAUUGUUUACAGACAGAUUAUUUCACUUAUAAUUCACUGUAUCACAAUUCCAGAGGGUCAGACGUUUACAUACACUAAGUUGACGGUGCCUUUAAACAGCUUGGAAAAUUCCAGAAAAUUAUGUCAUGGCUUUAGAAGCUUCUGAUAGGCUAAUUGACAUCAUUUGAGUCAAUUGGAGGUGUACCUGUGGAUGUAUAUCAAGGCCUACCUUCAAACUCAGUGCCUCUUUGCUUGACAUUAUGGGAAAAUCAAAAGAAAUCAGCCGACCUCAGAAAAAAAAUUGUAGACCUCCACAAGUCUGGUUCAUCCUUGGGAGCAAUUUCCAAACGCCUGAAGGUACCACGUUCAUCUGUACAAACAAUAGUAUGCAAGUAUAAACACCAUGGGACCACGCAGCCGUCAUACCGCUCAGGAAGGAGACGCGUUCUGUCUCCUAGAGAUGAACAUACUUUGGUGCAAAAAGUGCAAAUCAAUCCCAGAACAACAGCAAAGGACCUUGUGAAGAUGCUGGAGGAAACAGGUACACAAGUAUCUAUAUCCACAGUAAAACGAGUCCUAUAUCGACAUAACCUGAAAGGCCGCACAGCAAGGAAGAAGCCACUGCUCCAAAACCGCCAUAAAAAAGCCAGACUACGGUUUGCAACUGCACAUGGGGACAAAGAUCGUACUUUUUGGAGAAAUGUCCUCUGGUCUGAUGAAACAAAAAUAGAACUGUUUGGCCAUAAUGACCAUUGUUAUGUUUGGAGGAAAAAGGAGAUAGCUUGCAAGCCGAAGAACACCCUCCCAACCGUGAAGAACGGGGUGGCAGCAUCAUGCUGUGGGGGUGCUUUGCUGCAGGAGGGACUGGUGUACUUCCCAAAAUAGAUGGCAUCAUGAGGAAGGAAAAAUAUGUGGAUAUAUUGAAGCAACAUCUCAAGACAUCAGUCAUGAAGUUAAAGCUUGGUCGCAAAUGGGUCUUCCAAAUGGACAAUGACCCCAAGCAUACUUCCAAAGUUGUGGCAAAAUGGCUUAAGGACAACAAAGUCAAGGUAUUGGAGUGGCCAUCAAAGCCCUGACCUCAAUCCUAUAGAAAAUGUGUGGGCAGAACUGAAAAAGCGUGUGCGAGCAAGGAGGCCUACAAACCUGACUCAGUUACACCAGCUCUGUCGGGAGGAAUGGGCCAAAAUUCACCCAACUUAUUGUGGGAAGCUACCUGAAACGUUUGACCCAAGUUAAACAAUUUAAAGGCAAUGCUACCAAAUACUAAUUGAGUGUAUGUAAACUUCUGACCCACUGGGAAUGUGAUGAAAUAAAUAAAACUUGAAAUAAAUCAUUCUCUCUAUUAUUCUGACAUUUCACAUUCUUAAAAUAAAGUGGUGAUCCUAACUGACCUAAGACAGGGAAUUUUUACUAGGAUCAAAUGUCAGGAAUUGUGAAAAACUGAGUUUAAAUGUAUUUGGCUAAGGUGUAUGUAAACUUCCCACUUCAACUGUACCUUGUACCCCUCAUUUACUAAAGUGUGUCCUUCAUUAGUUAUAACUGUUAUAUUGUAUUAGUCUACAUUCUACUGUCCAGUCGCUCUAGUUAUAACUGUUAUAUUGUAUUAGUCUCUGGGUACACUGAAAAUGUUUACCACACAGUCAGUCCACAUACAGAAACCAAUGUAGGGUCAGAUUAUCUCUCCCUAGUCCUGAAGCCUUUAACAUUGACAGUGGGUAUAAAACAACCAUGCUGUGUGUGAGUCAGAGAUGAGCCCCCUAUAUGUGGCUCCCUGCAGCGAGACGUGGAGAUGAGCCCCCUAUAUGUGGCUCCCUGCAGCGAGACGUGGAGAUGAGCCCCCUAUAUGUGGCUCCCUGCAGCGAGGCGUGGAGAUGAGCCCCCUAUAUGUGGCUCCCUGCAGCGAGGCGUGGAGAUGAGCCCCCUAUAUGUGGCUCCCUGCAGCGAGGCGUGGAGAUGAGCCCCCUAUAUGUGGCUCCCUGCAGCGAGGCGUGGAGAUGAGCCCCCUAUAUGUGGCUCCCUGCAGCGAGGCGUGGAGAUGAGCCCCCUAUAUGUGGCUCCCUGCAGCGAGGCGUGGAGAUGAGCCCCCUAUAUGUGGCUCCCUGCAGCGAGGCGUGGAGAUGA